Didymosphaeria variabile is the source of this 2895-nucleotide messenger RNA. RefSeq lists its product as uncharacterized. Lineage: Eukaryota; Fungi; Ascomycota; Dothideomycetes; Pleosporales; Didymosphaeriaceae. The transcript has 3 exons. The record is from RefSeq and is a predicted model, not a curated record. Bases 1 to 2895 code for a protein of 964 amino acids.
AUGGAGGGCACGCUCUUCAUCCUCACGUUCAUCCUACAACUUGUCAUUGCCGUGACCGAUGUGUCGUCCUGUUCCUGCGGCUUCGCCGACUCCAAAACCGGUGCCAUCUGGACCGAUGCACUAAUCGCGUAUGCAAACGAGACAGGAGAGUUACCCGAAAGGUCGUUGAUCGCAGAGGACUUCCAGAAUCCGUACGAAAAGAAUUGGAACGCGCGCUAUAGAGCUGGCGCAAAACCGUCUAAUUUGGGACAUGAAGAGUCGACAAGAUCAGGUUGGAAUGGCACAGCAUGGACACUCAAGAUUGACCCGCCCACCAAAGAUCACAUCGUGCUCGGAGCCUCCCUGCGGUCGAUUCGACGCGACAUCCAAUAUGGCACCUUUGAAGCUGCCCUAGGCGCACCGAAACCGGGCGUCGGCGGAAGCAUAUUUGCCAUGCGACUUGACUACAACGAGACGCAGACGGUGAACUUGAAUGUGAUGAACGCGGAUGCGCCAAAGGAUGCUUGGACUUCGUUCAUGAUCUACGGCGACUGGAGAGGAACGCGUUCCAAAGGCGUCAACUUCAGUGACUUCGGCAACAGGACCUAUGGCUUUCAAGACUCUCCGUGGGGUUUCGUUCCGUACCGGAUCGACUGGAACAAUGCAACGGACAUUGACUUCUUCAUUGGCGAUGCGCUGGCGCGUUCGAUCCGCUCCAAGGGCGUUGCGAAGCCGCUUCCCGUCACACCGAUGACACUGCGCAUCCAGCACUCCUCCAUCGGCGAUAUGUACACCUCCGAGGGACCACCACCAGACGGGUCCGAUGCGCGUGUGGGUAUGCUGAGGGCCUUCUUCAACUCGUCCAGCAUGACUUCAGAUGACCAUGACGCUUUUGACAAGCGCUGCCACCUAGCGCCGGCGUGUCUUGUUUCCGACACAUCACUUAGAGGAGCCUCCAACUUCACGCUUGCAGCAUCGCGACCGUGGGAGCACAAGACAAUUGAUUACAAGAAGCGAUGGCCUGCCAUCUUCGUGGUAUCUAUUUCUGCGGCCAUUUCGACAAUUCUUUUGGCGCACGCAACCUCCAAGCGGGCGCCGUGGAAGCCCAAAGAAGCCGCCACUACAACCAUAAGCAGCGCCGACCCUCCAGUUGCGCCAACUGCGAUUAGUAGCGGGCGGACAUCGAGGGACCUGUCAACUCCUCCUUCUUUCAUAUAUUCUGAACACGAUGCAUUGGCGUUCACUGUCCAGAUGCCCGGUAUGGGGACGCCAGGACAGGCAACGCCCGGCUCCGUCACACCGCGCGCCUCUAUGCCCACUGGCUCAUCGCACGGAUCAUCUCAGGUAUUCUGGGCACUCUCACGCGACUCGCUGGACAUCUGCAAAGUCGAUGAAAAGAAGCAAGCUGGUAGUCAGAUCGUCGCGCCCUGUGUGGAAAUUGGUAAAUAUGCCGAGAAGAAGCAAGUUGAAGUCACGGUCAAGGAGAUUGGCGAAAUGAAGCAUCCCGUUACCAAUCACGCCACGCUUGCGAACGCAAAGCCACCCAUCACGGCAGCUAAGCAGCGUGUCGACUACCUUGCCGGCUUGGUUGCUUUAGCUUCAAUUCUGGUGACGCUGAUCCACUUUGCCUUGACGUUCCUUCCGGCCACUGAGAUCCCAUAUACUCAUGCUCACUACGAAAGCGAGAUCUGGGCACUCAAGAUCGUGACGCCAUAUUUGUUGACUUUCAGCUGGAUCGGGCCCUUCUUCACCUCCUCUACUCGUUUCUUGAUCGCUAGCUACCUCAAGUCGGGUAAUCUCAAAGGUAUAGCAGAAAAGACGGUCGGCCGGACGCCUCGUCUGAUCAUUCCCUGUGCUGCCAUCGCCGCUCUCGAGUACUUCUGCAUGCAAGUCGGGGCCACAAACUGGCUCGAAUACCUGCCGUCUGUCACUUGGUCGACAUGGCCGUAUACUGCCGGCUAUGUGACGUUUGGACACUUCCUCAGCGAGAUUCUCGAGUUGAUGUACAUCAUCCCGAAUGCGGUCCCUCAGAUCACCUUCAACUAUUGCAUUGGUGUUCUCUGGACCAUUCCUGUCCAGCUACAGAACUCUUGGCUCUCCCUUUUGGCAGUCAUAGUCAUUCGCGAGAUCAAGGCGCCCUGGAAACGCAUGGGCUACUACGCCUUUUGCAUCCUCAUGCAUUACUACGCUAUGUCAUGGGGUACCUUCUUCUGGGUUGGCCUGCUCAUCGCGGAUCUCGACCUAACCUACAAGUGGAAAGAAUGGCUGUAUAGCCGUCCAUGGGUGUAUUACCCGUUCCUUACCUUUGUUGCUCUCCUGGCUGUCGGAAGUCCCUCGAUUGAUCUCGUCGGCAUGUGGAAGGCAAACUGGAACUUCAAUACGCUCGAAUUCGGCAUUCAUCCGCAUCAGCGCACCGGUCACGCGGUGCGCGACUCUUCCGACUAUGGGUAUCCCGCCUACUAUCUUCCACGUCUCACAGCUCUCACCUUCUCCAUCGGCUUCCAUCUCCUCGUGGAGCUUUCGACCGUCGUGCAGAAGUUCUUCUCCAACCGCCUUCUUAUGUGGUUAUUCCCACAUAUCCUCACGCUCUAUCUCAUUCACGGCCUUGUAUUCUGGAGCCUCGGGGCCGCCAUCUGUGUCCAUCUGGCAGCACACAAUGUGCCCUACUGGGCCAAUAUGUUGGUUGUGGCCAUCUGCACGUACAGCGUGAUCUUCGGAUGCCUGCCGUUGCUGACACCUAUUCUGGAAGGACUCGGCAAGAGCAUCACGCAAAAGAUCUGGCAAGACGCGAGCUCGAAGCCGCCGCCCAGGAGGAAAACACUAUAUCCUUUCAGUCCAGAGAUGUUCCAGGGAAACGGCCCGGACGGCGAGGCGAUGGAUGACGUGGAGAGUCAAGCUGUAAAAGAGAAGAAGUAG